Molecule: messenger RNA, 1629 nt
Organism: Jatropha curcas
Lineage: Eukaryota; Viridiplantae; Streptophyta; Magnoliopsida; Malpighiales; Euphorbiaceae
Gene: PDLP1
Product: plasmodesmata-located protein 1
Biological process (GO): plasmodesmata-mediated intercellular transport; transport of virus in multicellular host
Cellular component (GO): plasmodesma
Source: RefSeq, a predicted model, not a curated record
AUGAUCAGGAAGCCACUUAUUGAUCUCCUUGCAAUCACCUUCAGUAAAGGAAUUACAAUUAUUUUUCCAAUCCCAAUCACUAGUUCCUUAAUGAUUAUUGUUCAAAAUUAUUUAGAAUAAAGAAAUUAAAAGCAGUGAAAGCUACAAAAUAACACAAAACAAAACCACUCCCACAAAGCUACUUCUUCUUCAAGGACAACUCAAACCGCCCUAUAUAACUAAACCAGUUCACUUUUUCUUGAUUUCAGACAAAACCCCCCUCCACAACUCCAUCAAGUCCUCUAAAACCCCCCUCCCCCCUUCUUUCAUGGCUUGAACUAAAAAUUCAAUCUUUUUCACAUAUGGGUUUACCAAAAAGAUUUCAUCUUUCUAUUCUAUUUGUUCCUCUGACUUUGCUAAACAUUUUUGGGUUUUUUGUAUUACCCACCAGUGCUGCUACUGAUUACACUGAUUUGAUCUUUAAGGGUUGUGCAGAGCAGAAAACCCAGGACCCAUCUGGUAUUUUCUCUCAAAACUUAAAAAACCUUUUGGUUUCUUUGGUUUCACAAUCAUCACAGAAAAGUUUCUCCACAACAACUUAUGGUGAUGGCCAAAAUGCCAUUAUAGGGCUAUAUCAAUGCAGAGGAGAUCUAACAACCAAUCAGUGCUAUUCAUGUGUCAACAAAAUUCCAGAUAUGGUUAAAAAACUUUGUGGUGAAGUCAUAGCAGCUAGGGUUCAAUUAAAUGGGUGUUAUUUAAGUUAUGAGAUUGUUGGGUUUAAGCAGACUUCAGGUACUCAGUUGCUAUACAAGGUUUGUGGGUCAAAGCAAGCUAGUGAGUCUGGAUUUGAAGAGAUGAGAAGCACUGCUUUUGAUUCAUUGGUGAAUGGAAUCAAAAAUGGGUUUUAUACUGGGAAUUAUCAGACAAUUUAUGUUUUAGGGCAAUGUGAAGGUGAUUUAUCAAGCGGUGAUUGUGGGGAUUGUGUAAAGAGUGCUGUGCAGAAUGUGAAAGAUCAGUGUGGUGAUUCAAUUUCUGGGCAAGUGUAUCUCCAUAAGUGCUUUAUUAGCUAUAGUUACUACCCAAAUGGAGUACCUACUAUUAAUUCAGCAUCAGGUAAAGAAGUAGUAGGGACAAAGCAACAUACACAAAGAACAGUGGCCAUUGCAGUUGGAGGAGUAGCAGCUUUGGGGUUUCUAAUUGUCUGUUUGAUGUUUGUUAGGUCUUUAUUGAAGAAGCGCAAGAGCAGUAAAUAUGAUAGUUGGAAUUGACUCGUUCUUUCCAUUUCCAUUCUCCAUUCCUCAAUCUUCAUACCAGCUUUUAUCUUUGUACUGAAAAAAGGAAAAAACCAGAAAAUUUUUAGUUUUAGUGUUAUAUAUAUAUAUAUAGAUAUAUACAUGGAAAUUUGUUCUUGUGAUUUUGUGCAGACUAUAUGAUUAUCAGUGGGUUUUGAAGGUUCCAACGUUAGUGGUGGAUGUGGGUCUAGUUUUUGUGGAAAGAAGAAAAAAACAACCGAAAAGCAAAGUUAGGGCAGGAUUUUAUUAGAGAAAGUGAAAGGAUUUAUGUAUAUUAUGUCCCUUGUUUGCAUAUGCAUUUUUAACUUUAUUUGGCACUUCCUUUUCAAUACUGAAAUGAAUCAAUACUUAAUCAAUA